Eimeria necatrix is the source of this 759-nucleotide messenger RNA. RefSeq lists its product as hypothetical. The record is from RefSeq and is a predicted model, not a curated record. Lineage: Eukaryota; Apicomplexa; Conoidasida; Eucoccidiorida; Eimeriidae. Bases 1 to 759 code for a protein of 252 amino acids. The transcript has 4 exons.
AUGUAUUACUCAACGUAUUUGAGAGCGGCUCCCCAGGUGCGCGUACUAUGCUUGAACACAAACCUAUAUGCUGUAAAAGUGCGGAAGGCUGCAAGGGCUCUGGUGCAGCUCGAUGAAGAGAACAGCAGCGGGCUGAAUGCCUCGGCAGCAGGGGUGCCGAUCAUGAGAAGUGCGCUGGAGGAUUACGCAGAAACAGCUGACCCAGGUUUUGAUCUGUGGUCAUAUAAUGCCGGCGCUAACAGUGAAGCUCGAUGCGCGGGCUUUUUUUCGGGACAAUUGGGAACCUCAAUAUACCUCAAGGUCAGAAAGGAACUACUUGCUGCUCCACUGCAUUGUUAUUACGAGGGACCACCUACUGACAAAUCUGCAGAAGGACCACGCUGCAACCCUCGUCAGCCUAAUUUGCCAACAGCUCUCCUCUCCAGUCCUUCUGUCUCCCCCAAAGAUGGCAACAAUCCAGCUCUUCGCGUGCUUAUAUUCGACCGAUUUCAAGACGAGCGCGAGCAGACUUGGGCAUACGCUUUAGGGGAUUAUGCACAAUAUCGGCUACCCCUGUACGGCUUUGUGGGACGGUCAGGGUUUGACGGCUCAGUAUCUCUCCAAAUAGCUGAUGCUAUACGGCGUUCACCCUUCGCUUACGCAGCGUAUCAGAAUCAUCGGUAUGCUGGGGGUAGGGAUGUGGCUAGCGGUGCAAUCAGCUGCAGCUCGCUGGCGACAACUGAAGAAGAGUUUUUACGGUGCAUCGACGAAAUGCCGUAG